CCCAAAGAUCUCCUCUUUCGAAAGAGAGAGAGAGAGAGAGAUUAGAGCCCUAGAGAGAUGGCCCUGAGUUGGCUUCUCCACUCGGCCUGCCACGUUCUACGCUAUCCUGACCACGAAGCCCGCGGCAUGAAUCAUCACCCGAGCCUCUUGUCCGGCGUGAGCCCAACACGCCAGGACGCAGUCAAGAGCCUGAAGAAGACAUCGGAUGCGAAGGAGGCGAUGUGCGGUUCGCCGGGAUUCCAGAUGCCCCUUCAUUAUCCGAGGUACAAGAAGGUCGAUUACGAGAACAUGGAGGAGUGGAGAUUGGACAUGCUUCUCAGAGAAUAUGGACUCAGCUUUGAUGGCAACCUUGAUGAGAAGAGGGCUUAUGCAAUGGGUGCAUUUUUGUGGCCUGAUCAGUAUUAAGGACUUCUAUAUCUAUCUUUGAUAUAAGCUUCCUCCUUAUAAAAUAUCAUAAAUAACCUGUCCAGGGAUGGCUGUCGGUCUCUAUAAUCGAUCUUGACCUAUUUUAGUUCUACUACUUUCGUUAAUAGUCCUUAAUGUGGAUGUAUAUGCACUUUGUAAUACCCGCUAUAAUAUAGAUAUUGCUUGAUAAAGUUUUGAUGGC
Messenger RNA from Eucalyptus grandis, 607 nucleotides. RefSeq lists its product as uncharacterized. NCBI's taxonomy places the organism in Eukaryota, Viridiplantae, Streptophyta, Magnoliopsida, Myrtales, Myrtaceae. The transcript has a single exon. The record is from RefSeq and is a predicted model, not a curated record. The coding region runs from base 58 to 405 and encodes 115 amino acids.